Messenger RNA from Hyla sarda, 3642 nucleotides. RefSeq names its product sorting nexin 25 (gene SNX25). The transcript has 19 exons. Bases 234 to 3329 code for a protein of 1031 amino acids. Lineage: Eukaryota; Metazoa; Chordata; Amphibia; Anura; Hylidae. Gene Ontology annotation, cellular component: intracellular membrane-bounded organelle; early endosome membrane. The record is from RefSeq and is a predicted model, not a curated record. Gene Ontology annotation, molecular function: phosphatidylinositol binding.
CUGGGCUGAGCACUACAACUCCCAGCAUGUGUUGCAGCCGUCAGUACACAUUGGGGGGUUGGCUCCACAGGUUACACUCGGCAUCACACGUGACUCCGCCCCUUCGGAGGAAUGGGCGGGGCGGAGUGCGGCUGACAGUCCCGGGAAUUAGGGAGGAGACAGCAGCGGAGUAAGCGGAGGAGAGAGAAGCCGGCCCGGGGAGGAUGAGCUGCGGCUGGGGAUGAAGGAGCGCUAUGAAUCUACAUGGGAGGCAGGGCACAGCCGGCGGUGGGGCACAGGGCACUGAGCCGGACUCCGGAGCGGUGAAUCAUGCCAUCUGCAGGAGGAGGGCAGCCCCGGGCAUCCUCGGGCCACACUGCUGUACUGAGGACGCAGCAUGGAAGCGCAGCCCCCCGGAUGAGCAGAGCGCAGCCCCCCGCGGCUCCUCGUCCUCCUCUCUCCUCAUGCUGACGGCCGUGUUCGGGCUGCUGCUCCUGUCACUGAUACACCUGGGGCAGCAGUCUGGGCAGCCUGGAGGGGGCGCUGCAGGGGAGCUGUGUCCGACCGUGCUGCUGCUCCGCUUCGCUGUGUACCUGGGGGGAGCCCUGUGCGCUCUGCUGCUGGGGGCAUUGGGUGCCCUGUACUGUGCUGGCCGCCAGGCUGCCCUCCCGGACUUCACCAGAGCCAGAACCCGCACACAGGUGAGAGCUGCACCCAGCUGGCAUCAUACAGGACGACAGGUGUUCCAUUCGGUGAAUUUGCAUGAACCAGUCCAGCUCAGGAGAGUGGUGAUAUGUCACAGCAUGGAUAAAGCUCUCAAGGAAGUGUUUGACUACAGUUACAGAGACUACAUUCUGUCGUGGUAUGGAGAACUUAGCAGGGACGAAGGUCAGCUCUACCAUCUACUCUCUGAAGACUUUUGGGAGCUGACCAGACAACUACGCUGUCGGCUCACUCACAUUGAUAUUGUGAAGGUGGUGUGCAAUGACGUCGUGAAGAAUCUAUUCUCACACUUCUGUGACCUCAAGGCUGCAAACACUAGACAGGAUGAACAGCCAAGACCUUUUGCUCUUCAUCCCUGCUUAAAAAACACAGAGGAGGAGCUUCGGUUCCUACAGACUUGUGCCCAGGUGCUAGUUCUCUGUUUGAUGCCUACCCGAGAUGCCCAGUCUCGCAGCUUGCGCAUUGUUCUUUCUGAAAUACUUGCCACCAAAGUGCUGAAGCCCUUGGUGGAGCUGCUGAGUGAUCCGGAUUACAUUAAUCAGAUGCUGCUCAGCCAGCUGGAGUACAGGGAACAGGUGAACGAGCGGCACAAGAAGACCUAUACGUAUGCCCCAUCUUAUGAGGAGUUUAUCAAGCUCAUCACCAGCAGCUCUGACAUUGAAUUCCUUAAACAGCUAAGGUAUCAGAUUGUUGUAGAAAUCAUCCAGGCCACUACUAUUGGAAGCUUUCCACAGCUGAAAAGACAAAAAGAUGCAAAAGGCAAAGAGACAGCAGCCAUGAAAGCCGAUCUGCUGAGAGCGCGCAAUAUGAAGAGGUACAUCAAUCAGUUGACUGUUGCCAAAAAGCAGUGCGAGAAAAGGAUCAGGCUCCUUGGUGGUCCGGCGUAUGACCAACUGGAAGAUGGAACUUCAGAUGAUUCAGAUUGCCCCCAAAGUCAAAAGAUCAUCCAGUUUGAUGACAUUUUAGCGAACACAUCAUUCAGAGAUCAUUUUAGAUCAUACAUGGAAAAAAUCGAUAAGAGAGUACUGAUCAGUUUUUGGGAGUCAGUGGAGUACCUGAAAAAUGCAAAUAAGUCUGAAAUACCUCAGUUGGUUGGUGAAAUCUACCAGAACUACUUUGUGGAGAGCAGAGAAAUCCAAGUGGAGAAAGCACUUUACAAAGAGAUCCAGCAAAGUCUUGUUGGCAACAAGGGCAUCGAAGUGUUCAUCAAGAUUCAGGCUGAUGUGUACGAGACUUUGAAAGACAGAUUCUAUCCUUCAUUCAUUGUCAGUGAUUUGUAUGAACAGCUCAUCCGUAGAGAAGACAAGUCCACCUGCUCGAGUUCCUCCGAUGACAAGGAUGAAUCGAUGCAGAUGUGUGAAGGUGGAGAAGGGAUCCUGGAUGAGUGCAGUAGUGGCAUCACAGAGCAGGCGAGCUAUGCUGUCAACAAACUCCGUCAGCUUACUGAGAAACUGGAUUACAAAAGACAGGCCCUCAGCUCUAUUAUUAAUGCCCCUAAGCCUGACAAGAAGAUCAUAUCAAAGUUAAAAGAUGAAAUAGCUUUAAUGGAAAAAGAACAAAGUGAUCUCGAUCUCCAUAUCUCUCGGACAGAUUUGUGGUGUGAGAAUCUUGGUAUGUGGCGAGCACUUAUCAACAUCAGUGAGGUGUCUGAAGAAAAUGGGGAACAAAUGCCAAUGUAUUUUGUAUUAGUCAGUCUGUCGGAGUCUGGAGAAUCGGACAACAAGAACUGGACCGUACUGAGGAGAUUAAGUGAAUUUCAGAAUCUGCACAGAAAACUCUGUGAGUGUUUUCCUUCAUUGAAGAAGGUGCAGUUGCCUUCCCUCAGUAAGCUUCCCUUCAAGUCUAUAGACCAGAAGUUUCUGGAAAAGUCUAAGACCCAGUUAAACAACUUCUUACAGAAGCUGCUUUCUGAUGAACGGCUGUAUCAGAGUGAGGUGCUUUAUGCCUUUUUGAGCCCAUCUCCAGAGCACCUAAAAGUCAUUGAUGUACAGGGCAAAAAAUCUUCCUUCUCACUCUCUUCAUUUUUAGAAAGACUUCCUGGAGAUUUCUUUUCCCACCAAGAGGAUGAAACUGAAGAAGACAGUGACUUAUCUGACUAUGGGGAUGAUGUGGAUGGGAAGAAAGAUGCCUUGGCUGAGCCAUGCUUUAUGCUGAUUGUGGAAAUCUUUGAGCUGCGUGGAAUGUUUAAAUGGGUGAGAAAAACACUGAUAGCAUUAGUACAAAUUACAUUUGGAAGGACCAUAAACAAACAGAUCCGAGACACAGUCAAUUGGAUUUUCAGUGAGCAGAUGCUGGUGUACUAUAUCAAUGUGUUCCGAGAUGCAUUCUGGCCUAAUGGAAGACUGGCUCCUCCAAAAACCUCAAGAACAGAGCUGCAGUGUCAGGAAACAAAACAUAAAGCACAGCAAAAACUACUUGAAAACAUCCCUGAUGCACUUCAGAACCUGGUUGGACAGCAGAAUGCCCGUCAUGGUAUAAUAAAAAUAUUCAAUGCACUCCAAGAACGCCGAGCCAAUAAACAUCUACUAUACGUACUGCUUGAAGUGCUAUUAGUAGAGUUGUGUCCGGAAUUAAGGACUCAUCUAGAACAACUGAAAGCUGGUCCAGUGUGUGACGGCACAAAGUGAACCACUACUUCUAAUGUCUGUGUUACAAUAGACAUAAUAAUACUUUCCUCUUUUCCAGAGGGCCAACUGAGGACUACUUAUUCUCCUGUGUCUUUUGUUCCCUUUAUUUUAUGUGACACUUACAGACACAGGAGGCUGUUGCUAUAGUAAUUGUAGGAGAUAAUGCUGCAUUGAUAUCGGUUUUAUUUAAGAAAUGUUAUUUGGUUACCUUUCUCUGUAGAAUAAGACCCACAAAGUUACUAUACUUUUAAGGGGCACUCCGCUGCUCAGCAUUUGGAACAAACUGUUCCGAACGCUGGUGCUGGGAGCUUGU